CUAGGGUGAUGUUUUCUGCCAGAAGCCCAGGCAGCAUGGACCUCACUCUUCUGUGGGUCCUUUUGCCACUGGUCACCAUGGCCCAGGGCCAGUAUGGUGACUACGAGUACCCAUACCAGCAGUACCAUGACUAUAGCGACGAUGGGUGGGUGAAUCUGUUCCGGCAGGGCUUCAGCUACCAGUGUCCCCACGGGCAGGUGGUGGUGGCCGUGAGGAGCAUCUUCAACAAGAAGGAAGGUUCUGACAGACAAUGGAACUACGCCUGCAUGCCCACGCCCCAGAGCCUCGGGGAGCCCACGGAGUGCUGGUGGGAGGAGAUCAACAGGGCUGGAAUGGAAUGGUACCAGACAUGCUCCAACAAUGGACUGGUGGCGGGGUUCCAGAGCCGCUACUUUGAGUCAGUGCUGGAUCGGGAGUGGCAAUUUUAUUGCUGUCGCUACAGGAAGAGAUGCCCAUAUUCCUGCUGGCUGACAACAGAAUAUCCAGGCCACUAUGGUGAGGAAAUGGACAUGAUUUCCUACAAUUAUGAUUACUAUAUGCGAGGAGCAACAACUACUUUCUCUGCAGUGGAAAGGGAUCGCCAGUGGAAGUUCAUAAUGUGCCGGAUGACUGACUAUGACUGUGAAUUUGCAAAUGUUUAGACUUUCCACGCACCAAAUCUGGGUGAAGGGAAGGGGGCCAGGAGACCUGAGGAUGUCCACACGUGUUACAAUCACUUGGAACUCCUAAGUGGUUUCUGCAGUUCUCUUUCCUUCUCCCUGAGCUGGUUGGUAACUGCAAUGCCAGCUUUCUAGGUCUUUCUGACUAGUAUCCCACUUACAAUAAAAUCCACAGUUAAAUCAUGUUUUUCCCUUUCCACACAUUCCAUAGCACCCGGUUUGUAUGACUGACGAUGACUGUCUUGCACACCACAUACACAGUGUGCAUGCUCACAGCCUGAAAAAGAGCCUGGUUCCUGGAGCACCUGUCAUAGUCUUGCUGCUGCUUUUAUUACCAAAUGAGCUGCAAGCAGGCCUGGUGCUGAGCAGGAUCUGUGAGGAGGGUGAAAGUAGCAGAGAGAAGGGCCAGAAAUCGAGGAAGGUGGCAGUGAACGUUCUGUGCAGCUGUGUCUGUUUGAAUGAAACCCAGCGUCCUCACCGAGAGCGCGCCUUCUGUCUUGAGGGACAUGCUUCUACCCACCCCUCCACAUGAGCCAUGCUUGCCUAGCAGCUCAGGUGCAUAGUUCUGCAUUCCAGGAGUGAGGAGACUGGGAGGCGAAAUAGGGAGAUGGAAACGGGGGCAAAGCUGAAAGAUUUAGGAUUGGAAGAAUUUCCUGAAGGAAGAAGAUUGUUGGCACACGCAGUAAUGAAAAUGAGUGCUGGAGCCAGAGGAACCUAUGAGAAUUGGUCUCAAGUAAGACAAAAACAAGGAGAGAGAGGUCAGAGAAUGGGACUCAGAUUAGGAAGUUGAGGGGCAAAAGAGAGUGGCUAGGCUGCUUUGGGAAAUGGAAAAAGGGGGUUGAGUCACUGGUAUCUGGAGGCAUAGCUGGGACUCCUAGGAAGGUGGGCAUGUGCCCCAUAGCCAUGGGAGUUACUGGUAAAUGCAUCUGGGUUGGGAUGGGAAAGGCUGCCCUGGGGAUCCACUGCCUUCUAUGUGUAGUUUUAGGGGUGUCUUUGCAGAGGGGACCCUAUCUUUCCUCCUCCUGUGAUGUCUCUGUCCCCAUCCCUUUGUACUUACUUCAUCAUAAAAGGAAUAAAAAUAUUAACAUUCACAA
Molecule: messenger RNA, 1753 nt
Organism: Equus quagga
Lineage: Eukaryota; Metazoa; Chordata; Mammalia; Perissodactyla; Equidae
Gene: DPT
Product: dermatopontin
Exons: 4
Coding region: 9-641 (210 amino acids)
Biological process (GO): collagen fibril organization
Cellular component (GO): extracellular matrix
Molecular function (GO): extracellular matrix structural constituent
Source: RefSeq, a predicted model, not a curated record